AUGACCACUGCAUUCCUUGUAUUCGUGGUUUUUGCUACGGUGGUUGACAAGCAAAGCCGUCAUGUGGAUCUCAAAGUCACUCUUCCAACACCCUUUGCGCCCUUGGCCAUCGGACUGACGUGCCUAGUUGGGGCCCUUGCAAGCGGUCCUUUCACUGGGGGAGCAAUGAAUCCCGCAAGAGUGCUCGGACCAGCCAUCUGGUUCUGGAACUUCCGUAACAUUUGGGUCUACCUCCUGGCAACCAUGAUUGGAGGAGUAUCUGGAGCGGUGAUCUUUGACAACCUCUUCUUGCAGCAUCAGCCCCCUGAGAGUGACGCUGCUGUGGUAUGA
Guillardia theta CCMP2712 is the source of this 330-nucleotide messenger RNA. RefSeq lists its product as hypothetical. Gene Ontology annotation, biological process: transmembrane transport; water transport. The record is from RefSeq and is a predicted model, not a curated record. Gene Ontology annotation, molecular function: water channel activity. Bases 1 to 330 code for a protein of 109 amino acids. The transcript has 7 exons. Lineage: Eukaryota; Cryptophyceae; Pyrenomonadales; Geminigeraceae. Gene Ontology annotation, cellular component: membrane.